Messenger RNA from Schistocerca gregaria, 819 nucleotides. Its product is annotated as vacuolar protein sorting-associated protein 37C-like. Lineage: Eukaryota; Metazoa; Arthropoda; Insecta; Orthoptera; Acrididae. The coding region runs from base 1 to 819 and encodes 272 amino acids. Gene Ontology annotation, cellular component: ESCRT I complex. The transcript has a single exon. Gene Ontology annotation, biological process: ubiquitin-dependent protein catabolic process via the multivesicular body sorting pathway; protein targeting to membrane; protein targeting to vacuole. The record is from RefSeq and is a predicted model, not a curated record.
AUGCUCUUCAAUGAACGGCACGAAUAUGUGGAUUCACACACCUUCAAGAUCCAUCCAUCAAUUCACAAAGAACUGGAUAAUUGGCGUGAUGGUAAUGACUUAGGGAAAAUAGUUGUUGAAGUCUCUUUCUAUUUUAAAGCGUUUCCUCCAACUCCACUCUCACCAGUUUGGUCUUCUGUUUCUAAUACUCCUUGGGCUAAUCUGGAUAAUCUCACAGAAAAUGAAGUGGCGUCAAUCUUCAUAGAUUCCUCAGACUGUUCAGUCUCUCCUUUAACGCCUGAUCAAACGCUUUCAAGGCUUUUAAACAAUGGAGAUACCUUUGCAUCAGUUUUAAAUACUGCAAAUACCAAUUUAGAGGGAAUGUCCAUUCAAGAAUUAGAGCUGCUCGUAAAUGAUAGUUCCAAGUUUGAUGCAUUUGUAAAUUCAUUAGAAUACGUGAAAGAGUUUGAAGAGUAUCUCAGAAAACUCAAACUCUCUAAUUUGAAAGUUCAAGAGACAAAUAUCAAUAUGGAAGAAGCCCUCAAAAUAUUGAGUCAGAAGAUCGUCCAACUGGAUCAGGAGUUUGAUCAAAAUAAAAAAAAACUCGAAGGACUUAUUGAAAGAAAAGGGAGGGUGGAAGCUAUGCACUCAUACAAGGCAUUGAUAAAAAUUCUCGAAACAUCGGCGGUUGAAGAAGAAAAAGAGGCGGAGAAUGUGGCAGACCGUUUUUUGAAUGGACAAAUCGAAGUCUCAGAAUUUUUAGAAAAUUUUUUAAAUCAUAAAAAAUCCUAUUAUGUCAGAAAGUCUAAAAUAAAAAUGCUAGAAUUAGCUGCAAAAUAA